AUGGACCCGAAUCACGAUCAGCAAAACCAACUACCAUCGAAUGAUCAUCAUCAUCAGCAGGAGACGUCUACAAAAGGAUCAUCGGGCGGCGGCGGCGGCGGAAGCGGGUUUUUGUGCCGGCAAAGCAGCACAAGAUGGACGCCAACAAGUGACCAGAUAAGGAUACUGAAGGAGCUUUACUACAACAACGGAGUAAGGUCACCGAGCGCAGAGCAGAUUCAGAGGAUCUCUGCGCGGCUGAGGCAGUACGGCAAGAUUGAAGGCAAGAAUGUGUUUUAUUGGUUUCAGAACCAUAAAGCUCGUGAGAGGCAAAAGAAAAGGUUCACUUCUGACAAUAUCAAUAUGCAAAGAUCGCCAGCGGCCGGGGCUGCUGCAGCCCUAAUUCCAAAUGGUAUUACUCCUACUAUUACUACUUCUUCUAAUAACCAUAAUAAUAUUAUUACUACUACUGCUUGAAAAACUCCUCAUGAACAUGAUCAAGAUCACCCCCAUAAUAAAAUAAAAAAAAUGGGUUGUCAUAAUUUUGCAGUUGUUUCGUCUGGAUCAUCUUCGGCAAGUAUGCUUGGUGUAAAUGGACAGAUGGGACACUACGGAUAUGGAGCUGUGACCAUGGAGAAGACAUUUAGGCUGCAGGACUGUGGAAGCAGUGAAUCCAUAAGCCACGGCUUCGGGUGGGUAGGAGUGGACCCGUAUAAUUCUUCACCAUAUGCUCUCUUUGAGAAGAGAUCAUCAAAUAUCCCACUUGACCCUUAUGAUCAAGAAUAUCAUUAUCAACAACAAGAAGAUGAUGAUGAUGAUGAUCAUGGUCAUCAUGAAACUUUUGGGAACAUUGAAACCCUCCCUCUUUUCCCCAUGCACAGCGAGGAGGACAUGAUGAUGAUCAACGGCUACAACAACAUGAUCAAGUCCAACUUCUCUGACCCCACCGCCACCGCGGGAGGCGGGUACUACUCCGGCAGCCACGUCAGCUCUCGUACUUCCCUUGAGCUCACUCUCAACUCCUACAGGUCUCCGGAUUCGCUUUAA
Molecule: messenger RNA, 1026 nt
Organism: Morus notabilis
Lineage: Eukaryota; Viridiplantae; Streptophyta; Magnoliopsida; Rosales; Moraceae
Product: protein WUSCHEL
Exons: 3
Biological process (GO): plant organ development
Molecular function (GO): DNA-binding transcription factor activity; DNA binding
Source: RefSeq, a predicted model, not a curated record